GAUCGAUAUGGUUUUGAUUCGUGCGCGCGCGCGUGCAUGUGUGUGUGUGUGUGUGCGCAUUUGUGUGCAACGUAACGAAUACCAGGAUGACAGCGUAUAUACUGACGCACCUAACAAGGGUUUCCGUUUUGCGGUGAAUGAAAGGAUGGAAAAGUAGUUUUCGAAAGUUACGAAUAGGAUCGGGUAACAUGUCCGCGUAUUUGCACGUGAAGUGGAUUUACUGGUGGACUACACUUAUUUGUUAAGUUACGUUAUUGCUUGUUAUAUGAGGAGGCAAGUGCGUCAGGUGUAUGGCGGCCUAUGGGUGCAACAAAGACGGGACGCGUGGGAAGAUCGGAGAAGUAAGAGGAAGCAGGCAUCGAGAAAACGGGCACGAACAAACGAACUGAAAAAUAUAUUUGAAAGUGAACGUGAUAAAAAACUCGUUAGUCAGAAUGGAUGAGUGCAUGCUGAACGAUUUAUUAGAAUGCUCGGUGUGCCUUGAACGAUUAGAUACAUCGAGCAAAGUACUUCCCUGUCAACAUACAUUCUGCAAGAAAUGUUUAGAAGAAAUUGUCAGUACCCAUCGGGAAUUACGUUGUCCCGAGUGCCGUGUUUUAGUCGAUGCUAAAGUGGACGAUUUACCACCUAAUGUAUUGUUAAUGCGUAUUUUGGAAGGAAUGCGUAAUGCUGCUCCUAAACAAACAGCAAAAUUCGUAACAAAGUCCAAUUCAGGACCGCAAAGACUUUUCGGUGGUCAUCAGGUUACUCCAGCUCCUAUCGUAACUACUAGUCUCACACCUACUACAUUCGCGAACGAAUCUGUACGACACGCGAAUGCUGCAGCCAAGCAAGUUCAGUUACACAAUCAGGCGUAUGGUAGAGCUAUCUAUGAUUAUAUAUCGAAAGUUCCAGGGGAUCUUUCUUUUAAAAAGGGUGACAUUGUCAUUCUUCGUAAAAAGAUCGAUAACAAUUGGUAUUUUGGACAAAAUGCCAACAAUUAUGGGUGUUUUCCCCUGUCUUAUGUUCAGGUAAUGACACCAUUGACACCACAUGUUCCUCAGUGCAAAGCUCUAUAUGAUUUUAGGAUGACAAAUGAUGAUGAGGAUGGCUGCCUUACAUUUAAUAAGGGUGAAGUUAUUAGUGUUAUCAGAAGAGUGGAUGAGAAUUGGGCAGAAGGAAAACUUUUAGACAGAAUUGGCAUCUUUCCAUUGGCUUUUGUGGAGUUGAAUAGCGUGGCAAGAGCUUUAAUGAAACUUUCAACUAAUGUACAGCCUGGUCCAUCAAGAGUAGCACCUCCUACUCCUACUAACGAAGAAACCACACCUCUGAUACCAACUGAUCAUUCACGUAAUGUACAAACAACGAGUCAACCUCGGCCCCAACUUAUGCAGAAUACACCUUUACCAGUUUCUGAUACUGUUUCCAAUGUAUCAUCAGGAGGUAGUUCUUCAACUACUACUCCAAAUACUCCCAAUAGUUCAAGUACUUCUAGCAGUUCUAGCACAGCUCCAAGCAGUCCUAGUAGCCCAGCAACGUCGCCUCCGGCAGUUGGAAAUAGACAUAAUGUUAAGCGCCACAGUUUUACUGCUGUUAAUACCGGUCACCAAUCCCAUCCACACCAUAGACACAGCGCUGAAAUACUUAGUCCACCGGUGGACAAUGCUGUUGGAAACAGCAACAGUAGCUGCAGCAGUGAUUCAUUUUCCCCGCUGCAAACUAGUGCCAGUGGCGUGGAUCACAAUCUUCGACAUAGACGAAGCGGCAGUAGCGAUCUAGUUCUUGCACAACCAUCGCAAAGUUUGCCCACUACUACAACCGGUAAUACUCAUUUGCCAGCUGCAUAUAUAGCACUAUAUCCAUAUAAACCACAAAAAGCGGACGAACUUGAAUUAAGGAAAGGUGGAAUUUAUAUGGUAAUGGAACGCUGUCAAGAUGGGUGGUUCAAAGGGACGUCUAAUCGUACUCAAAAGUGUGGAGUCUUUCCUGGAAAUUAUGUUACGCCCGCUAAAUGUCAACGUAGUUUGUGCCGGGGAUCACCAAAUACAGGGCAACAUCAGAAUUUCCCAUCGUCGACCGGUCAGAACGGUUCCGAGUCACGAAUUACCGUGACGUACACCAAAAAUAAAGGACCUGCGCCUCAACCGUAUAAUCCACACACAUUGCUACCACCCGAAUUGCCGCCGCGCGCUAUCAGUCCUUCUUCGAUGGUGUCCUCGUCUUGGCACGGUCAAAGCCAAACACAAAGUCAGGAGAAAAGUCCUCCCCGGCACAAUGAACAAAAUCCGGUGAAUCCACUUGGACGUAGUCACAGUGCCGUGAUGUCAUCAAAUAUAUCUUCGCCUGGGAAACAGGGCAUUUUACCACAAUCAUUAACCACUACAACUACUACCGCUAAUAUCAAUAACAGUGGUACAAACGCAACUGUCGCUGCUACUUCUUCCAUUGUAACUGAAAUGAAUAGAAGCCCAAAUAGUACUCUACGUGCAAUUGCUUCUCCCUCGUCUACCACUGCUGCUAAUUCAUCUAAAAAUACUGAAAAGCAGAAAGAAAAAAAAGAUAAGUGUGUCUCUUUAAUGCGUCGAUUAACAAAUAUCAAGAAAUCAAAAUCUCCGCCGCCCGCUACGUAUUCAAUGGACAAUCCUGUAUUUGACGAUGGUAAUUCCAUCAACCCGGUGCAUGUUCGAUCGGGAUCUUGCCCAAGUCAGUUGCUACAGGUGGGAGCCACGCAGGAAUUAAAUGCUUCAAACAACCAUCAUCGUUUGUGUCCAGGCUCUGUACAAGGGCACGUCACAUCUUCACAAAGACUUAAAUACAAGGAGAGACCAUCUUUACCGGUCUCGAUCCUCCAGAGAUCCAAUGAAACGGUUGGAAUGGUGUGCACGACAGUCGGAAAUCAUCAUCGUAAGAGCAACUCUUUAGAUGCUGGUAUGGGAAAACAAACAAAGCAGCAACCUUCUCGCGAACGAGAACGAGUAUAUCGAUUCCGCUGCAUUGUGCCAUAUCCACCUAACAGUGAAUUCGAACUAGAACUUCGUGUAGGGGACAUAAUUUAUGUACAUAAAAAACGUGAUGAUGGUUGGUAUAAAGGUACUCAACAAAGAACAGGUCGUACGGGACUUUUUCCAGCGAGUUUUGUCGAAGCCUUCUGAGAUACAACACAAGGUCACUUGGUAUUAGAAACCUGUAUAUAAUACUGCACAAAAAGUCAAACGUAACUUACCGCGAGUCAUUUCUCGAGUUUAUUAGGGGUAUGGUCGUCGGUACAAGGGUAAGUGUACGAUUUAAACAAUGAAAUUGCUACGUACAGCAAUGUACUAAACAUUAUGUCGGAUAUACAUACUUGUAUAUUACGUGCAGUAUGUUUGCGCGGUUUUUUGCCGCGAUUACGAUAAAAAAAAAAAAGUCUUUUGAAUCGUAACACACGUUAAGUGUACUGAAAUUAUCCAAAACAUACUGCCAUUGGUCGUAUACUAAGCAUGGGAACUAAUAAGGAAGUAAGAGAUUGUGCUAUAUCAAUACUGCCAUUUGAACAAGAAUAUUUAAAACAAAAACUUUAAUACUCAAUUGUUUUUUUUCAUUAGAAUAAAAUCAAACGCAUUAUUCACGAUACAACAAAGAAUCUAUGAAGUUUAUUUGAUGUAUUUAUACUUUAAACUUUUUUGUUCAUGCUAGAUCAAUAAAAAAGAAAAUGACUAAGACUACAUUUUCUGUAAAGCAUGGAUUAUAAUAUUAUUAAAUUAUGUGUUACUAUUCUAUGAAUCUUUGCUUUACGAUGCCGAAGGAUUGUUGUUUAAGUUCCAGUUUUAUAAAGAAAUGAAUAGACUGGAUUUCGUUAAGAUUUUCUUGAUUCUUUCUGAAUUGUUGCUUUUAAAGAAUUUAUGCGAUAUGUUUUGUGAUAUCAUUAAAGUUGUAUUUAAAAUAUGAAUUUCAAAUAUUUUUAUCAUU
This is a messenger RNA of Colletes gigas, 3927 nucleotides long. It is a transcript of the gene POSH, whose product is annotated as E3 ubiquitin-protein ligase SH3RF3. The coding region runs from base 435 to 3131 and encodes 898 amino acids. Lineage: Eukaryota; Metazoa; Arthropoda; Insecta; Hymenoptera; Colletidae. Gene Ontology annotation, molecular function: protein binding; ubiquitin protein ligase activity; metal ion binding. The record is from RefSeq and is a predicted model, not a curated record. The transcript has 13 exons. Gene Ontology annotation, biological process: positive regulation of proteasomal ubiquitin-dependent protein catabolic process; protein ubiquitination; positive regulation of JNK cascade.